AUGGGAAGAAAGAAGAAAAUUAUCACAGCAUUAAGGAAAAAAUCUCUGCAAAUGAAAAAGAGUAAUUUCAAGAAAAAAUAUGAGAAAUUGAAGAAUAGAAUUACAAUCAAUGCUGAAAAAUUCGAUGAAAAUAGGCAGAUUGUUAAUCAUUCUGAUUUUUUCAAUAUAAAUUCAGGAAUAGAUUAUAAUGAAAACUGUCCAAUUUCUGCUUGUCCGUCAGUUUUAUCUCAUCUUACUUGUGAUGAGAAUGAGAAAGAGUUUGAUGAUGGCACUGAUCACAUCAAAAAUUGUUUAAGACAUGUAGCUUUAAAAUUUAAUAUGCAGAAAUCUUGUGUCACUAGUUUGUUGAAAGGAAUCGGAAAAGUUUAUCCCAAUUUACCAAAAGAUUACAGAUCACUACUUAAGACCCCAAGAAAAACAAAGACUAGAAAGAUUGUACAGGGAAAGUAUAUUCAUUUUGAUUUGUUAAGUACAUUAAAAGUUUUAUGUCCCCAAAGCUCUAAAGAAAACAUAGUGGUUUGUGAUUUUUUUGUGGAUGGUGUAUCAUUUUUCGCCGACACUCGAAAAAAAAGCUUUUGGGUAAUAUUGGGACGUUAUCAGGGGAAAAUUUUUCCAGUCGGGUUUUUCCAUGGGAAAAAGCAACCACAGGAUUUUAACGAUUUCCUAAAAGAUGUAGUGGGGGAUAUAAAUAAAUUGUCACAAGGUUUUUAUAUUGAAAAUAACUUAUAUUUCUUGAAAGUUGGCAAUUUUUGUGCUGAUACACCAGCUAAAGCACACAUAUGUCAUACAGCUCACGCUACUGGGUAUAAUUCAUGCAAGCAUUGUCAUAUUGAAGGUUACUAUAGCCACAGACGCAUGAUUUUUGAUGAAGUUGGUCACAGAAGAAGAACUAAUGAAGAAUUGUCAGCUCAAACUGAUGUUCAGCAUCAUAGAGGAAAAUCUAUUCUAGAAUCAGAACUAAAUCUCGAUAUGAUCAAUCAAUUCCCAGAUGAUGUACUUCAUAUUGUUUAUUUAGGCGUUUUUAAGAAAAUGUUGAAAAGAUUGUUUGGUCAAGAUAAGCCAGAAUUGCCCAGAAAAUGCAGAGAAGCAGUUUCGGAACGAAUGAAAACAUGCAAUCAAUUUAUUGUUUCCGAAAUACACAGAAAAUUGAGACCUUUAAAUGAAGUGGGAUCAUACCACGGGAAUGAAUGCAGAAAUAUUUUAUUAAAGUUGGGGCCAGCUCUAUUUUAUGGAUUGAUUCCUUAUGAAUACUAUAGGAACUUUUUGCUUCUUCAUGUCGGUAUUUCCAUUCUUUGUGACAAAGAACUUUGUUUGGUAGAAAAUGAAACUGCAAAUCUCAUACUUCUAAAGUUCAUUAAUGAUUCACUCAAUAUUUAUGGCAUUACUUUUGCUACGCUCACUACACAUUUACUAGAACAUCUCUCUGAAACAGUUUUAGAUCAGAAAAUGCCAUUAGAUGCAUUUAGCUGCUUUCCUUUUGAGUCAUACUUGUAUGAUAUCAAAAGAUGCAUUCACAAAAAAGGAAAAGUUAUACAGCAAAUUCAUCGGCGCGUCAUUGAAAAAUUUUCUUACGAUGUAGAUAAUGGUGCCUGUGUCUCACACGCAAGCGAAAUUAAGUAUAUUAUACGCAAAAAUGAAUAUAGAUCUGUUUUUUUGGAUGGGAAAAAGUUUUCAACUGAAGGAUGUCGCGAUAGAUUUAUUUUAGAUAGGAAUAAUAAAAUAUUUGUAAUAAUGAAAAUUUUCAAGGAUGAUAGUAAAUAUCCACUUUUUUAUUGUCGACAAUUGGGAGCUCUAGAAAAUUUGUAUGUAAAACCGAUUGAAUCUUCUGUCCUUGAUAUCUAUAAAUGUCAAACAAAGUACUGUACUUUUAAGCUUUACAAAAUUCCGUAUAAUGCCGUUAAAUAUAAGAUGCAAGGAAUUCCGUUUGAUGAAUUUUCAAUGUUUGCUGUAGUGUCUGGAACUUUGGACGAUGAAGUAUUUGUCGUUCCAAAAUCAUGGAUUUUCGAAGAUGACAUUAAAGGCAUAUGUACUUUCUACCCAGAAAAAGGGAAAGUCAAAAAUUUGGUAAUGACUUCUGUCGAACCUGAGAAUGACUGGAAAGUCAUUGCAGUAUCGUUGCUAAAGGAUAAUAUAGCUUCAUAUCAAUUAGCACACGCUUCAAUGCUUACUCGAACAUUAUACAGUAACACAGCGUCAGAAAAUGAAGCAAAAACGAAAGCUAAUCGUCAUAAGAAUGCUGUUAAGCGAUACUCUUCUGAUGAAUACGAUUUCAAUUCUUUUCUGAGCAAGAAACAAAGACCAAGUAAAGCUGUGACAGAGAUCUCCAAAGACGUGAAGCCCAAAAAGGUUAAAAGCAUUCAGAAACCGAAAUUAUUUGUACCAAAAAUGGAUGCUAAAUCAUCUUCAAACGCUGCUUCUCUGCCAUCAUCCAUACUACCAAAAAAGUCUUCAAAGCCAAUCGUUGCAUCCUCAAAUGAGGACAUGUUUGCAACACAACAAUCGGACGAUUAUAACUCACAAGAAUACAGGCAAUCUUCUUCACCGAAAAAUCAUCUAUCGAACAAAUAUGGUGAAAGUUCCAAAGGUUUCACUUUAAGAUUGUCUCCACAUCAUUCUAACGUUAACAUUUCUCAGAUCGAAAAAGAUCAAGAGGUUGAUCUUCCCGGUAUGAAUAAAGAUCAGUUCUUAAUUUUAAAUCAAAAAUUGGAUGAUCUAACAGCAGUCGUCAUGAAUCUUAAUUCUAAAUUUUGUAAAAUGACUGCAUCAGCAAAUGUUGACGAUGAAUUUAGUCCUGAACAAAUUAAAUCCAUCAAAGAACUAAAUGAACGUGAAAAUCUCUUACUGAAAUCACCAAAAGAUGAAGAUGCAAAAAUUCUGAAAAAUAACUUGAUAGGAUACUAUUACACUAAAAUAAGAAAUCGAAGCUCUCGUGGCGAAGAUAAAUAUGGAUUGAUGGCAUCCUUAUGCAAUUUGUAUUUUGAUAAAACUUUAAUUCCAAAAUUAGGCUGGUCGACGUAUGACAAUCGAUUCGUCAUCAAAAAUUUUGAUGGGCAUUUCCAGCUUUUCUUUGCAAUAGUGAAUAAAAAUUCACCAAAUAUAUACACGAAUGUAUCUGAAGCUGCUGAACAGGUUCAGGAGUAUCUUCGACGAUUCCACGAAACUGUAAAUAAGGCUGCUCGUGAGUUGCGUCGUGCUCAAGAAAGUAAUUAUUAAUUAUACCUUUUGUUCUGCACAAAAAAUUUAAUUCUCUUCUCCCUUUACAAAAAGAUUAAAUAUACAAACCAAAUGCGAAAAGAAGUCGAGACAUUCACAAUAAUUGUAACGAAGAUCACAGAAAACGAAUAAAAAAUAGCUUUCUUUUAUUUUAACAAAAA
This is a messenger RNA of Chironomus riparius, 3374 nucleotides long. The record is from the annotation of a GenBank genome assembly. Lineage: Eukaryota; Metazoa; Arthropoda; Insecta; Diptera; Chironomidae.